Messenger RNA from Spathaspora passalidarum NRRL Y-27907, 4527 nucleotides. It is a transcript of the gene KOG1, whose product is annotated as ubiquitin-binding TORC1 subunit. Lineage: Eukaryota; Fungi; Ascomycota; Pichiomycetes; Serinales; Debaryomycetaceae. Gene Ontology annotation, biological process: cellular response to starvation; TOR signaling; positive regulation of protein serine/threonine kinase activity. The record is from RefSeq and is a predicted model, not a curated record. Bases 175 to 4488 code for a protein of 1437 amino acids. The transcript has a single exon. Gene Ontology annotation, molecular function: protein binding; protein-macromolecule adaptor activity. Gene Ontology annotation, cellular component: cytoplasm; TORC1 complex.
AUUGUACCAAACCUAAUCUAAAUCAUUCGGGACUGUCACACUACCAGCUAACUUCAAACCAAUCUAUAAAUUUCUUGAAUAAAGCUCCUUUUGCAUUUUAUUAUAGAUAUCUACUACUAUUCAACCCAACAAACCCCUAUUGGCGCAGUUUCACCUACUCAUCUGCAAUACACAAUGUCUAAUCAACCGGUAUAUUUUGGUCCUCGACCUCCACAACAAUUGAAUGAUAAAAUGAGACAUGGUUUUGAUGAAGACUAUAACUCAGAGAACUUUUUAAACCUACUUGCAAACACAUUUUACAUUUACUUCGACGAUAAGAGACAAAACACUAAUGGUAAUCCAAUAACACAGGAGAUGAAGAGAACUUCUAAAUAUUACAAGAAUUAUCAACCAAUAUCUGAUUGGAAAGUCAUGAAAGAAAGACAGAAAACUAUAAGUGCUGUUUUAGUAUUGUGUUUAAACUUAGGUGUUGACCCACCUGAUAUCAUGAAAACUUAUCCAUGCGCAAAAUACGAAGCUUGGUGUGACCCUUCCACUUUCACCGAUACCAAAAAGGCAAUUGAAAACAUUGGAAAAAACCUACAAUCUCAAUAUGAAACAUUAUCAUUAAGAACAAGAUAUAAGCAAUCCUUAGAUCCAUGCGUAGAAGAUGUCAAAAGAUUUUGUAAUACAUUAAGAAGAAAUGCCAAGGAUGAAAGAAUACUAUUCCAUUAUAACGGUCAUGGAGUACCUCAACCUACUGCCAGUGGUGAAAUAUGGGUCUUCAACAGAGGUUAUACACAGUAUAUUCCUAUCUCCUUAUACGAUUUACAAACAUGGCUAGGAGCACCUGUGCUAUUUGUCUACGAUUGUAAUAGUGCUGGUAAUAUUGUGCAUAAUUUCAAAAAGUUUGUUCAAAAGCGAAUAGAUGAUGAUAAUGAUGGAAAUCACGAUACAAGUGCACCUUCACCUACAUCAGCAUAUUUAGAUUGCAUACAGUUGGCUGCUUGUAAAAGCAAUGAACUACUUCCAAUGACUCCCGAUUUACCAGCUGAUUUAUUUACUUGCUGCUUAACCUGCCCAAUAGAUAUCAGUAUAAAAUGGUUCAUUAUGCAAAGUCCUUUAAAGAAAAAUUAUUAUGAUUUAUUGCCCAAGGAUUCAAUAGGAAAUGUGAUAAUUCCAGGGAAAUUGACUGAUAGAAGAACACCCUUAGGGGAAUUGAAUUGGAUAUUUACAGCAAUUACUGAUACAAUUGCAUGGACUUCAUUAUCAAGACCAAUCUUCAAAAGAUUGUUUAGACAAGAUCUCAUGGUGGCUGCAUUAUUUAGAAAUUUCUUGCUUGCCAAGAGAAUAAUGCCUCAUUUAAAUUGUAAUCCUAUAAGUGAUCCUCCGUUACCAGAAGCUGUUAGAUUUCACACCAUGUGGAAUUCUUGGGACUUGGCUAUAGAUCAAGUAUUGUCACAAUUAUUGAAGAACCAGGAAGGUGGAUCAUCAGUCAACCCAGUUACCAGCAGGCAACCUUCAAUUGACACCACUCCAGCCAAUACCUCGUUAGGAUCAACUCACUUGAAUGGCACAGCAGCACCAACCGGACAAGGGCAGCCGCAACAGAAUUUAGGAAAUUACCAACACUCAACUUUCUUUGAGCAACAGUUAACCGCUUUUGAAAUUUGGUUAAAAUAUGCUGGUCCAUCAACCAAAGAACCACCUGAACAGUUACCCAUCGUUCUUCAAGUAUUAUUAUCACAAGUACAUCGGUUAAGAGCAUUAAUUUUAUUAUCAAAAUUCUUAGAUUUAGGACCAUGGGCAGUAUAUUUAUCCUUGUCUAUUGGAAUUUUCCCAUAUGUUUUAAAAUUAUUACAAAGUCCAGCACAAGAAUUAAAACCGGUUCUAAUUUUUAUUUGGGCUCGUAUUAUGGCAAUCGAUUAUAAGAGCACACAACAAGAGUUGUGUAAAGACAAGGGAUACAAUUAUUUCUAUUUGAUAUUAAAUUCAAACCCAUUGAAUCAAAUCGGUGCACCUGGAGCUCCCGGCAGCUUUAGUGGAAGUGCUUCAGGUACCAUGUUAAUCAAUGAUGAUCAUAAAGCAAUGAGUGCCUUCAUAUUGACUUUGUUUAUUAAAGAUUUCAAGAAUGGACAAAGAUUAUGUUUCUCAGUGGAAAUUAUUAAUAAUUGUUUGAAGUUUAUUCAAAACAGUGAAAAUCCUUUAUUGAGACAAUGGUGUGGUUUAUUGUUAUCACAACUUUGGAAUAGAUAUCCUGACGGGAAAUGGAUUGUAUACAAGGAUGGAUAUAUUAAUAGGUUAUUGACGUUGAUUAACGAUCCCAUCCCGGAAGUUAGAACUUCAAUUAUAGUUGCAAUCACUACUUAUCUUUCUGAUCCACUCCAUAAUCAACAGCAGCAAAGACAACAACAGCAAGCAAGUAAUGGAUCCGAUUUAAGAAAAGAUGAAAUUAGACAACAAGAUUUGAAACUUGCAAAUGCUAUACUCAGUCUUUUAGGUGACGGUUCUUCCAUGGUUAGAAAAGAGUUGAUAUUUUUCAUCAAUAAGUUUAUUCAUACUUAUUCCAAGUUUUUCUUGGUUGUGGCAUUCAAUCAAUUAGAAGAAGAAAUUGUUUUAAUUGAUAAUCCAAAUUCCUUGAACGAAUUUAGAAAACGUUCUCCGGCAUAUGGAUCAAUAUUUAGUUCUAUUUGGAAGGCAUUAUUAAUCUUGUCAGAGGACCCACAUUGUGAAGUUAAACAAUUGGCUGAAAUAUUAAUUGAUUCGGUUAUGGUUAAAUUAAAUAAAAGUGAAUUGGCUUCUGUGGUUAAGGAAAUGCAAGAUUAUUUGUUGAGUAAAUCUACAAUUAAUAUCAGUGAGAGUUUCAAACCAAUUAAACCAAUCAUGAAUCGUCCAUUGGGUGAUAGAAGACAAGUAUCAAGUGGAGCCACUGUCACACCUCGUAAAAACAAUUUAUUAAUUGAUGGAACUUCGUUAACUACAAGGGCCGCAUCUACAAGUAAACUAGAGCAUGACCAUGAUAAUUCAGAUGCCAGUUCUAUUAGUUCUAAACUUAAAGGAUUAUCUGUGUCAAAACUUUUUAAAACUUUCCAGAUCAAUGACGAUAGUGAAAUAAAAUCAUUUACAAGGAUCUUGAAUUCCGGUCCAGUUCAAACAACUUACGGUAACGAGUAUAAACCUAAAACUCCGAUGUUUAAACCCCGUGAUCUUAGUGAAAAUCCUCAAUUACCACAUGAAUCAGGAUUCUUUGAAUACAGUUGCGAAUAUUUCCAAGAACCACAAAUGUCGAAAAAUGAAAUUGAUGAACCGGGAUCAAAAGAUUAUGUCAAGAGAUUAUGGAGAAGAAAUAGAAAUGAAUCAAUUAUUCAAAUGACUCAACCACAGAAAGAAAUGGCAGUUAGAGGUGAUUGGAAUAAGAAUAUCUCCGUGUUGAAUAACAAAUCUCAACCUAAAUGUAUAAAAUUCACCCAAUUUGAAAAGAUUUUGGUUGCAAGUGAUGAAAAGGAUAAUAUUUCAGUUUGGGAUUGGGAGCAGAAUCAAAUAGUGAAGAAAUUCUCUAACGGGAACCCAUUUGGAACAAAAAUUACUGAUAUUAAGUUUUUGAAUGAAGAUGAUUUGCCUUUACUAUUGACUGGUUCUUCUGAUGGUGUUAUUAAGAUUUAUAAGAAUUUCCAUAAUUAUGAAAGAUUUGGCUAUGGACAAGCUUCAGAUGAUUUGGAAGCAGAUGAAGAUAAAAAGGUUGAGUUGAUUGCGGGUUGGAGAGCAUUAACUGAUUUGUUAUUAACAUCUAAAAGUUCUGGUUUGAUUUCUGAAUGGCAACAAUCACGAGGAUCAUUGCUAGUUAGUGGUGAUGUGAAAAUUAUUAGAAUUUGGGAUGCUCCUCGUGAGUUAUGUCUUGUUGAUAUUCCCGCAAGAUCAUCAUCUUCAAUUACUUCAUUGACCUCUGAUCAAGUUGCUGGUAAUAUAUUCAUUGCUGGAUUUGAUGAUGGAAGUCUCCGGGUAUAUGAUCGAAGAUUGGACUCUCGUGAAUCGAUGGUUAAAACAUGGAGAGCAACAUCUGCUUCUGGAGGAAGUACACCACAACAACAACAGCAGCAGCAGCAAUCAAGAUAUACUGGAGCGGGAUCAAUUAGAAAUGUACAUAUGCAAAGAGGUGGAUUCCGUGAAUUAGUAAGUGCAUCUGCUGAUGGGUAUGUUAAUCUUUGGGAUAUUCGAUUAAAUGAUCCUGUAAUGUCAUAUUCCACUCCUGAUAGAUCAUUGAGAUGUAUGGAUGUACAUGAACACGCGCCAAUUAUCACCACUGGGUCUAAAUCCGUUAAUAUUUGGUCAACUUCUGGUGAUUUAUUAACUACAUUGAGAAAUCCUCAUGAUAAAUAUCUUUCUAAUAGGACAUCAAGUUACUUGUCCAACACUAUUUUCCAUCCUCAUAGAAUGCUUGUUGCUACCAACUAUAACCAAGACGGGCAUAUAAACGUUUACUCGUGUAGCGAUACAAUAGUUGAAUAUUAAUAUAUGUAUAAAUAGACAUAAUAUAUCAUUAGAUGUUUA